Molecule: messenger RNA, 2381 nt
Organism: Equus quagga
Lineage: Eukaryota; Metazoa; Chordata; Mammalia; Perissodactyla; Equidae
Gene: PGM2L1
Product: phosphoglucomutase 2 like 1
Exons: 15
Coding region: 200-2068 (622 amino acids)
Biological process (GO): carbohydrate metabolic process
Molecular function (GO): glucose-1,6-bisphosphate synthase activity; intramolecular phosphotransferase activity
Source: RefSeq, a predicted model, not a curated record
GCGGCGGCCAGAUCCAGACAUCUGGGACUGUUGUUGUUCUUUCGCGGCGAGACCGCUCCAGUCAGCUCGCCCAGAGGGAAACCGGGAGCUGGUCUGGUGGGGAGCGGGUGGCCGCAUCCCCCGUCUCUCCUGCUUCCCCAGAGCCGCGGCGGCAGCUGGCGCAAACAUCCUGAGGCGCGCACACCCCAGUCUGGCUGCCAUGUCUGAAAACGCAGAGGGAGACCUGAACUCCAACCUGCUGCAUUCCCCCUACCACACCGGGGACCCUCAGCUAGACACGGCCAUCGAGCAGUGGCUCCGUUGGGAUAAGAAUCCCAAGACAAAAGAGCAAAUUGAAAAUCUGAUACGGAAUGGGAUGAACAAGGAGCUGCGAGAUCGUCUUUGUUGCCGAAUGACUUUCGGGACUGCAGGCCUUCGUUCUGCAAUGGGGGCAGGAUUUUGCUAUAUUAAUGACCUUACAGUAAUACAGUCAACACAGGGGAUGUAUAAAUACCUGGAGAGAUGUUUCUCAGACUUCAAGCAGAGAGGCUUUGUCGUUGGGUACGACACACGUGGCCAGGUAACCAGCAGCUGCAGCAGCCAGAGGCUUGCUGAACUCACUGCUGCAGUCUUACUGGCCAAAGAUGUUCCUGUGUACCUUUUUUCAAGAUAUGUUCCUACACCUUUUGUACCAUAUGCAGUCCAGGAGCUCAAAGCAGUUGCAGGUGUGAUGAUUACUGCAUCUCACAACCGCAAAGAAGACAACGGAUAUAAGGUUUAUUGGGAGAACGGUGCUCAGAUCACAUCUCCUCAUGAUAAAGAAAUUCUGAAAUGUAUAGAAGAAUGUGUGGAGCCCUGGCAUGGUUCCUGGAAUGAUAAUUUGGUGAAUACUAGCCCACUGAAGAGAGAUCCUCUGCAGGACAUUUGCAGGAGAUACAUGGAAGAUCUGAAAAAGAUCUGUUUUUACAGGGAAUUAAACUCACAGACCACCUUGAAAUUUGUACAUUCCUCUUUUCAUGGGGUCGGACAUGACUAUGUGCAGUUGGCCUUUCAAGUGUUUGGUUUUAAGCCUCCAAUUCCAGUACCAGAACAAAAAGAUCCUGAUCCAGACUUUUCUACUGUUAAAUGCCCAAAUCCUGAAGAAGGAGAAUCUGUGCUGGAACUCUCUUUGAGACUGGCAGAGAAAGAAAAUGCUCGGGUCGUGCUAGCCACAGAUCCUGAUGCAGACCGACUGGCCGUGGCAGAACUUCAGGAGAAUGGUAAUUGGAAAGUUUUCACAGGCAACGAGUUGGCAGCAUUGUUUGGGUGGUGGAUGUUUGAUUGCUGGAGGAAAAAUAAAUCAAGAAAUGCUGAUGUGAAGAACAUUUAUAUGUUAGCCACCACAGUCUCUUCCAAAAUUCUGAAGGCGAUUGCCCUUAAAGAAGGAUUUCAUUUUGAAGAAACAUUACCAGGUUUUAAAUGGAUUGGAAGUAGGAUAAAAAACCUCCUGGAGAAUGGGAAAGAAGUCCUUUUUUCAUUUGAAGAGUCUAUUGGUUUUCUGUGUGGAACUUCGGUUUUGGAUAAAGAUGGGGUGAGUGCGGCCGUUGUUGUUGCUGAGAUGGCAUCUUACCUGGAAACCGUGAAUAUAACAUUGACACAGCAACUGAUUAAGAUUUAUGAAAAAUAUGGUUAUCAUCUUUCAAAAACUUCGUAUUUCUUGUGUUAUGAUCCACCUACCAUCAAAAGUAUAUUUGAAAGGCUUCGCAAUUUUGAUUCUCCAAAAGAAUAUCCAAAAUUUUGUGGAACAUUUGCUAUUUUGCAUAUACGGGACGUUACCACUGGGUAUGACAGCAGCCAGCCUAAUAAGAAAUCAGUGCUGCCUGUGAGUAAAAACAGCCAAAUGAUUACAUUUACUUUCCAAAAUGGCUGUGUUGCCACUCUUCGGACAAGCGGGACAGAACCAAAGAUAAAGUAUUACGCAGAGAUGUGUGCAUCACCUGAGCAGAGUGACACUGCCUUACUAGAAGAGGAACUGAAGAAACUCAUUGAGGCUUUGAUUGAGAAUUUUCUUGAGCCCAGCAAAAAUGGCCUGAUCUGGCGUUCUGUUUAGUGCCCACCAGGACAUCAUUACUUUGCACUGGCGUAUGGAACAGGACUACCAAGGACUCCAUGCGUUUGAACUCAUGUUAGCUUUCUCUCUAUUUUAUCUGGCCAAGUAUCUGUUUGCUUUUAUAGUCUUUCUUUUUGGUUGGCUGACUAAACAAACUGUGUAAAUUUGAAAUGAAGUGGUCUGGAGAGAAAUUAUUCAAAUGUUUUCAUAAUCUUGAACAAAAGUCAUUACAUUAAAAGUAUUAUGGUAACACGUUUAACAGAAACAAAACAUUACAAAAGUGAGUGUUCUUAUUAAAGUGUGAUUAAGCUUA